Oppiella nova is the source of this 886-nucleotide messenger RNA. The record is from the annotation of a GenBank genome assembly. Lineage: Eukaryota; Metazoa; Arthropoda; Arachnida; Sarcoptiformes; Oppiidae.
UCAGUAUUAAAGCUAAAGCAGAGCGAAAAAGAGGUUAAAAGCCUUUUUUGGUACAUAAAAUAUAAUGGAUGUGAAGCCAACUCAAGAGACCAUUUAUGUGGACAAUGGUCUCUACUUUAAGGCCAAUACGUCGCUAAACAUCUCACAAACACUGGACAUCGCUAUUAGACACCAAUCCUCUUAUGUUACGAACGACUCGCUACUCAAUACUGCAGAAGAAAUUGAGGUGCCUUUCAACCUCCUGAACGUGACCGGAGACAUGCCUUUUGAAUACGCGGUCGUUAUGUUCGGCUAUAUUAUGCCAUUCCUACUGAUCAUCACAAUAGUGGCCAAUAUAUUGAUAGUUUUGGUGUUAUCGCAGCGACACAUGAGGACACCCACUAACAUACUGCUACUGUCGAUGGCCAUCGCCGACCUACUCACUCUACUGUUCCCCGCACCUUGGUACUUUUAUAUGUACACGCUGAAUAAUCACUGGAAAUUACUACACCCGACGUACGCCUGUUAUGCCUACUAUUACAUGAUUGAAGUGAUACCCGCUUUCUUUCACACGGCAUCCAUUUGGUUCACUCUGUUGUUGGCCUGUCAGAGGUAUAUCUGCAUCUGUCAUCCAUGUGUGGCGAGGACCUGGUGUACGACCCCUCGUGUCAUAAAAGCCAUAAUAACGAUAUUUCUGUUGGCAUUCCUGCACCAAAUCACCCGUUUCUUCGACCGGCAGUACGUGUCGGUGCGCUUCCAACUGCACGACUCGGAGCAGACGGGCUGUGAGAUCCGGUCGUCCGACUGGGUGGAGGACAUCGAGGACUACUACUACACGUCGUACUACACGUUCCGCAUAAUCUUCGUCCACAUCGGGCCGUGCGCUGCGCUCGUCGUCUUCAAUGUC